Molecule: messenger RNA, 1044 nt
Organism: Phytophthora nicotianae INRA-310
Lineage: Eukaryota; Oomycota; Peronosporomycetes; Peronosporales; Peronosporaceae
Exons: 1
Coding region: 1-1044 (347 amino acids)
Biological process (GO): protein dephosphorylation
Molecular function (GO): protein serine/threonine phosphatase activity
Source: RefSeq, a predicted model, not a curated record
AUGGAGGUCGCAGCCACCGGUGCGCCGCGACUACAACGCGCGCUCACCAAGGUCCGUGCCGACAGCGGCAAUGGUGACUUCGCCGAGGCGAUAGCUGGUGGCAACGGAGUGUACAGCUCGGGGGGCGAAGCGAGCGACGAGAACCAGGAGCAAGCCGAGCAAGCAGCUCGGAGAUCUGCGAGCACAGACAAGAAGAACCCCAUCCGACUGCUGGACGUGGCGUCGCUGUCUGUAGAGGGCUCUCAAGGCCACGCCAAUGAGGACCGAUGUGUGGUGGCCAGCAACGAGCGGUUUCACCUGUUCGCAGUCAUGGACGGCCAUGGCGGCUCGUGGGCUGGCGAUUUCCUCGUCGACGAGCUGUUCAAGACUCUGGACGAAGUGUACGACGACGGCUUCGAUCAUGCGAAGCUCUCUAAGGCGAUGGAGGAGCUAGAUCGCAGGUUUUGCGGUAUGGCCAUGCGGAAAAUGGACAUGAGUGGCGCUUGUCUGCUGGCCGUCCUGCUGUAUGUGGACCCGAACACAGACACCCCGCAGAAGAUCGUGCUCAAUAUCGGAGACUGCCGCGCUAUUAUUCACGAGGCGUCAGAAUCCGCUACAACAGGGAAGAAAGUGAAGGGGAAAGCGCCACCGUCUACGGCGGGGAAGACGAUUGCACUGUCAGACGAUCAUUGCGCAGCUAAUGUGAAGGAGAGAAUGCGAGCGCUAAACAGUGGAGCAUACAUCCAGAACAAGCGCAUUGCAGGCGUAUUGGAACCCUUCCGAACUAUCGGAGAUAUCGACAUGAAGGGCCCCGACAUGAAGAACUGGGUCAUCCCCACACCCGAGAUCCGUCGAAGUGAGCUGCUUGUUGGUCGCAGCAUCUUAGUCAUCGCCACGGACGGCGUCUGGACGGUGCUCAACAAUAAUCGCACAAUGGCGUUAGCAAUUAAGGAGCUCGGUACCAAUAGAAGAGCGUCCGCCGAAUCCGCUGCCCAAGCCAUCGUCAAGGAGGCGCGGGAGUUCGGCAGCAGCGACGACAUCACGGUGACUGUCGUAUCGGUCUAA